UCACGUGAGGCCGCAGUAACGUGACUGUCUCAAACGGGAAGUCUCACAACUACAGAACCUCUGCGUUUGUCCUGUUCUGUGUCUAUUCCUCUGCCCGCCGGUACCGGGACUGGAAAGCGGACACACGAGGUCGUAACUCAACAUCACAACAAAAUACAAAGUUAUGGGCUCCAUGUUUCGCAGUGAGGAGGUCUGCCUGGUGCAGCUUUUCCUUCAGUCCGGUUCGGCCUAUAAUUGUGUCAGUGAGCUUGGCGAGCUGGGCCUUGUCGAGUUCAGAGAUUUAAAUCCCAGUGUAAACGCGUUUCAGAGAAAAUUCAUCGCAGAGAUCCGAAGAUGCGAGGAGCUGGAGAAAACUUUUACUUUCAUUGAACAAGAAAUCAGUCGUUCGCGGUUGCCUCCCUUCACUGGCCCUCUCCCUCCCCCGUGUCCAAUCCCUCCAGCACCACAGCCCCGUGAACUCAUAACGAUAGAGGAGGAGAGUGAGAGAUUGGCCCGGGAGCUCAGAGAGGUCUCCAGGAACAGGGACAGUUUGCAAGCCCAGCUAACUCAGCUUUGUCAAUACAGAGGAGUUCUGACCAAAACUCAUUCAAUUACAGCAUCUCAGGCACCACCACCGCAGAUAAUCGAAAAUCAAGGCCUUUUCGAUAACCGCCAAGAUGUCCGCUUAAGUUUUGUAGCUGGAGUGGUCCAUCCCUGGAAGGUGCCCUCCUUUGAGCGACUGUUGUGGCGGGCCUGCAGAGGCUUCAUCAUUGUAGAUUUCAAGGAGAUGGACGAUCGGCUUGAGAAUCCAGACACUAGGGAAAGCGUUCAAUGGACUGUGUUUCUGAUUUCGUACUGGGGAGAUCAAAUUGGACAAAAAGUCAAAAAAAUAUGCGAUUGCUUCCGCACUCAGACUUUUGCAUAUCCCGAGAGCACAACUGAAAGAGAAGAAAUCCUCCAGGGACUUCAAACCAGAAUUGAAGACAUACAUUCUGUGUUGAGGCAGACUGAAACCUUCAUGCAGCAGCUGAUCAUGCGGGCUGUGGCGGUCCUGCCCCAGUGGAAAGUGAAGGUGCAGAAGUGUAAAGCUGUCCAGGCCGUGUUAAACCUCUGUAGUCCCUCGGUCACAGACAAGUGCCUGAUCGCAGAGGCCUGGUGUCCCGUUGCCAAACUACCAGAACUCCAGUGUGCACUUAGAGAGGGAGGGAGGAAAAGUGGCAGCAGCGUUGACUCGUUCUACAAUCGCCUGCCCUCCACCACCUCUCCACCCACUCUAUUUCCCCUGAACUCCUUCACUACUGGCUUUCAGAACAUUGUGGAUGCCUACGGAGUGGCAAGUUACCGUGAAGUUAAUCCAGCUGUGUACACCAUUAUCACUUUUCCAUUCCUGUUUGCGGUCAUGUUUGGUGACGUUGGCCAUGGUUUACUCAUGGCACUAGCAGCAUUGUGGAUGGUACUUGAACAAAAUGAUCCCAAACUAAAGAACAACAACAAUGAAAUUUGGAGAAUGAUGUUCGGAGGGAGGUACCUGAUUCUGCUCAUGGGACUGUUUUCCAUUUAUACUGGUGCCAUUUACAACGAGUGCUUUAGCAAAGGUCUUAGCACAUUCACUUCAGCAUGGCAUGUCACCCCAAUGUUUGAGAAGAAUAUAUGGAACUCAUCAGUUCUUGCAGGAAGCCAGUAUUUGUCUAUGGAUCCCAAUGUGACUGGGGUUUUCACAAGCCCCUAUCCAUUUGGCAUUGACCCGAUUUGGGGUUUAGCCAACAAUAAGUUAACAUUCCUCAACUCAUACAAGAUGAAGAUGUCAGUCAUCAUCGGCAUCAUUCACAUGACUUUUGGAGUCUGUUUGUCAUUCUUUAACUAUGUACACUUUGGUCAGAUAAGCAAUGUGUUUCUUGUAUUAAUUCCGGAGCUGUUCUUUAUGCUGUGUCUUUUCGGAUACCUGGUUUUCAUGAUCGUCUUCAAGUGGAUUGCCUACACCCCAGACCAGUCCAGAUUUGCCCCUAGUAUACUCAUCCACUUUAUUGACAUGUUCCUCUUUACAGAAAAUGCAGAUAACCCUCCACUCUAUAAAGGACAGUCAAUUGUGCAAACAGCCUUGGUGGUGUUGGCACUGUGCUCCGUCCCUGUACUACUGCUCGGAAAACCCACUUUUGAAUAUUUCAAAUUCAAAACACGACGAAAUCGUCAUGUGGUGGAGGACAGGCGACCACUUAUCAGUGAUGAUGGUUCAGUCAACACGAGAACAGGGGAUGUAGAAGAAAUAGCCACUGAACCAGAGGAAUUUGAUGCUGCAGAUGUGUACAUGCAUCAAGCCAUUCACACCAUAGAGUACUGUUUGGGCUGCAUCUCCAACACAGCGUCCUACCUCCGACUUUGGGCCCUCAGUUUGGCUCAUGCACAGCUGUCGGAGGUUUUAUGGGAAAUGGUGAUGCGAUUGGCCCUGAAAUGGCAAGGCUACGUAGGCGCUGCUAUACUAGUUAUAAUUUUUGCCUUCUUUGCUGUGCUAACAGUCUCAAUCUUGUUGGUGAUGGAGGGACUGUCGGCAUUUCUGCAUGCACUCCGUCUACACUGGGUUGAAUUUCAAAACAAGUUCUACAGUGGUACUGGCUACAAGCUCACACCUUUCUCGUUUUCUUCAUUGAUAAAUGCAGCAGCUAUAUAAAUGUGCUGGGGCUGCAAAUACCAACAAAAAUAUUGUAACGAAAUACUUUCCCUAUACAAGUUUGACUGUUAUCUUUAUCAAAUGAAAACUUUGCUUAUCAGUAAUUUUUCUUACCCCAAAUCUCACUGUCAGUAUUCUCCUUACAAUAUAGCCUCAAGCCUUCUUGCCAAAAUUUCAUUUUCUAACUUUAAAAUGGUUGUUCUUGAAAGGGAAGUGAAAAAUUAUUUCAACUCUUUAAGGGAAUAUAUUAAUUUUCUGGAUUGUGAUCACUGUGAGAGGAUCUCAUGAGCCAAUAUUGUGUUUCCUCAUUUCCAUGUCUUCCAAAAAAAGAUUGAUAUUUAUUGGUAAUGAUGAUUUUAGGUGCCUUCUGGGGACUAAGUGCUUGUUUAGGCAUAAGUCUUUAGGUUAUCAAAUGUAUUGCUUUGCCUCAUAAAUGUAAACUAUUGUCCUUCUUUUAUCACUGAUUUACACUGUAAAGUAAUGAAAAUUAUUAAAUUUCUAAUUUUGCAGUUUA
Molecule: messenger RNA, 3158 nt
Organism: Boleophthalmus pectinirostris (great blue-spotted mudskipper)
Lineage: Eukaryota; Metazoa; Chordata; Actinopteri; Gobiiformes; Gobiidae
Gene: tcirg1b
Product: T cell immune regulator 1, ATPase H+ transporting V0 subunit a3b
Exons: 21
Coding region: 164-2644 (826 amino acids)
Biological process (GO): proton transmembrane transport; vacuolar acidification
Cellular component (GO): vacuolar proton-transporting V-type ATPase, V0 domain; vacuolar proton-transporting V-type ATPase complex; plasma membrane
Molecular function (GO): ATPase binding; proton-transporting ATPase activity, rotational mechanism
Source: RefSeq, a predicted model, not a curated record